GGAACCUUGUGGCACUUCGCUAAAGGAGCGACAAGUCCGUGCGUAAAACUCUGAAAAGCACACAGCUGUGCAACAUCGGAGGAACAUCUGCAGUAGCACUUACCUCCUCAAGAGACGACACGAAAACAUAAUCAGUAACGGAGAGAGCGGCAGGGAAAUUGAGUGUAUGGCACCGCAGUCGUGCGUAAUGAAUCCUGCGCAAGGAUCACCGCCUUUGGCCGCUCCCGGGGAGACUUCGCCGGAGGAUAGAGCCGCUGGUGCAGUUGGAACUGACGAGCCGGACCUGUCACCUGUUAGAAGAUGUAAAAGCAAAAGUUUAGAUUUGCCUUUCAGUGUGGAAUCUCUCAUAUCAGACAGGACGCCGUGCAGAAGCCUCCAAGACGCAAAGUCUGGCUCGGGCUGCGUCUUGGAGGCAGGGGAGACAGAGUGUGCGUCACAGAGGGGAUUUUAUCGGCCCGAAGCGGAGGCGGUGGACCUCAGCGACAAAGAGACGAGCUCCUGGUUCCAGGCGCCUUGCGCAUCCCCUCCAAGACUCCCCAGCCCGAGCCCGUGCAAUCUACGAAAACACAAGAACAACAGGAAACCCAGAACACCCUUUACAACCUCUCAGCUGCUUUCUCUGGAGAGGAAGUUCCGACAGAAACAGUACCUCUCCAUCGCGGAGAGAGCGGAGUUCUCCAGCUCCCUCAGCCUCACAGAGACUCAGGUCAAAAUCUGGUUUCAGAACCGGAGGGCCAAGGCCAAGAGACUGCAGGAGGCCGAGCUGGAGAAACUAAAGCUGGCCACAAAGCCGCUGCUCCCGGCCUUCGCCUUUCCUUUCCCCUUGAGCGCACCAAUAGGCGCCCCGGCCCUGUAUGGGGCCCUGAACGGACCUCGGCCUGCCUUACCAGGACUAUUCAGUGGACCAUAUGGGAUGUACUACUUGUCUUAACUCAUACUAACUUUUAAGCUGCUUCGUUGGGAAACUACCUUAGCUUUAUCCAGCAAAAAUCUUCUUAAGACUCAAUCUGCCUGAAAUCUUAUAGUGACUUAAAUAUUUUCCGUUAAAGAGCUAAUGGGGAAAGAAUAAUGUAAUAAAACACAGGAAUAUGUUAGAACAAUCUCGCUUUAUUUUCAAACUGUUCAUUAAUUCAUCCAUCCAUCCAUUUUUUUUAAAUUUUCUGAUUUUCAGUGAACAGUUAUGUUAAAUUUACUCUGUGGUAAAUUAUUUUUGCAGUGCAUUCAGUAAAGUCCUUUUUUUCAUGACACACUGUGGCCCAGCUCAUUUUCAGAUUUCAUGUUUAGAGUUUUUCUGUCCCAGCGGUUUGCUUGAAACACUUUAGUCCACGUAAUUUUACUGUUGGGAGAGACUCCCAGAGAAGAUGAUUUUCAAAGCCUGAAGCAAUAACUUAUAAUCACCCACUGAAGGACAGUGACUUAUUGUAUUGUAAAGGCUUUGAAAAUGCACCACUUUUUAAAGGACAGUUUUGAUUUAUGGCAAAUAUAUUUAAAUAACAAAUUUGGUGAACUUCUGUAUAUAUAUUUUUUUAUUAUAGACAGCCUCUGAUUUACCUUAUUCCUGUGUGCCACAGAGCUCCAGUGUUAUCCAAAAAGAAAUCUAUGGCUGAGACAUAUAGUUGAGCUUGGUGAAUUAAUUGUUUUUUAAAAAUAUGGGCAAAACUGUUUAUUUAGAAACAGCUUCACAAGUAACAGGGAUCACUUUGACACUUUUAAGCUGCAGAGAUAUGAGAGUGAUGCUUAAUAAUCUGGAUGAUCUUUUAAUAGCGUUUCUGGACUUAAAACGGAAAUAUAGAAAAUUAAAAUGAUCCUUUAUUCACGUCCUGAGGUAAACCCCUGAUGGUCUAAAACUCUAAAAAGACCUUUUUUAUGUAUAGCAGGAGCACAUCAACCUUAGAGGCUUUAAUUAGGCAAGUAAUUCAACAAAAACAAAAGCAUACCCAUUAAAAUAUGUGGGUCAUCUGUAAGAACUCUCAAUAACUCCAAAUGCCACCACACAGACAGUGAAGUGCUUAUUGGUGCAUUAGUGAAAUCUGAAAAUACCAUUUUAGACAUUUCAUGUUUCACAGUUUGGUUCUUAAAUGCUUUACAUUAACUGGAAGGAGAACCACAAGCUCUUUAAAAGUGAAUUUACUACAAGAUUUAAGCCACUUUCCUGCUUGUUAACAAUUAUACUCAUUUCAUAAACACAAUAAACCUGCUUUACUCUAGUCGUUACCUCAAAAGGAGAAUGUUUUUGCACAGGUGUCAAAAAGGUUUUUAAGAUCAGCUUCAUUACUAGUUGUAAAUAACUCCUUGUAUACUUUUGCAAAUCCUCAAAGUGUUCAAACACAGCAGACUGACUUACAUGAGCUAUUAAUGUACAGUGUAUAUUUCAUAAGUGAAAAUGUUUUGUACAAUUAUUAAAGUUUAUUAUGCAAAUUCUGACAUUACUCCUUUUGUCCCCCUCACAAAAACUUCAAGUGGGCUCACAAU
Archocentrus centrarchus (flier cichlid) is the source of this 2472-nucleotide messenger RNA. RefSeq names its product muscle segment homeobox 3 (gene msx3). Gene Ontology annotation, molecular function: RNA polymerase II transcription regulatory region sequence-specific DNA binding; DNA-binding transcription factor activity, RNA polymerase II-specific. The coding region runs from base 167 to 931 and encodes 254 amino acids. The transcript has 2 exons. Gene Ontology annotation, biological process: embryonic morphogenesis; regulation of transcription by RNA polymerase II. Gene Ontology annotation, cellular component: nucleus. NCBI's taxonomy places the organism in Eukaryota, Metazoa, Chordata, Actinopteri, Cichliformes, Cichlidae. The record is from RefSeq and is a predicted model, not a curated record.